Messenger RNA from Egretta garzetta (little egret), 3409 nucleotides. Its product is annotated as calcium-binding tyrosine phosphorylation-regulated protein. Gene Ontology annotation, cellular component: cytoplasm; sperm fibrous sheath. The coding region runs from base 2157 to 3383 and encodes 408 amino acids. Gene Ontology annotation, biological process: sperm capacitation. The record is from RefSeq and is a predicted model, not a curated record. NCBI's taxonomy places the organism in Eukaryota, Metazoa, Chordata, Aves, Pelecaniformes, Ardeidae. Gene Ontology annotation, molecular function: calcium ion binding. The transcript is spliced from 3 exons.
UUUUUUAAGAGCGUGGUCUGUAUUGUCACUCUCCAGGAUUGAUGAGCUACUGUGAGAAGUUUUCUUAAUGAGAAAUUACUUUCUAAGGAUUCUUCUGUGGAAGAAGCAUGUUGUGGUGAGUUUACAGUUAACGUAAUUUCCAGGGAACUAACUUGAAAGCGAUACAAUAUUCUGUUAAUUUUGGAUGAACUAUUAUGAAUAUAACAUUACUUAUCUUAUUAAAGGAAACCAUUGUAGAUAGUCUAAAUGCUUUAGCAACAAUGACAUUUGAGUCUUAAAUCUUCAGUGCUGCUGGGACUCCCCUCAGGUUUUUGUAGAUGCAAACAUCCAGGAAUGCAGGAGCAGGUAGGUAGAUGAUGGUUUUCCAACUUUGAAGAUUGAUGUGUAGCAUUGUUGGUGGAUAGAAAGUGUGUUUGUUUUUUUUUAUAGCACGGCAGGCUCCUGAUCAUGGCUUCCCCCAUGAUCUUCCUGCCUUUAUGAUCCUCAGAAACCCAGUUAGUGGUAACCUUGACAAUAUGGCAUGGCACAGUUACUUUUUUUUGUGCUUAUUUUAUUGGAACAGAAAAUGAUCUUGUGUGUAUCCACUGAAACUGUACUGGAAAGCAAAUGCUACCCCUGGGGCUGUUGAGGUUUGUUUCACGUUUUGCCCUUGCAGUCGUAAGGUUCUGCAGAAUGAAUGGAGCCGUACUGAGGAAUCCCCUGCUUCCUCGUUGGGUGACUAAAGAGGUUGCAGCCCCCAGCCGGUUGCUCUGAGCUCCUGCCAGAGGUCACAUCGCUUCUCGGGUGCUUUAUUUUGCAGUCUGUCACGCCGGUUUAAAUCCCUUGAGUGUUAGAUCUCACCUAUAUUAAAAGGGCAGGCUGUGAACCGGGGGGUGGGUCUGCGUACCCACCCGCUGUACCACGGCCGGCAGAGGGGCGGGAGGGCUGCGGCUGCAGCCUUCCUCCUUUCCACGGGUUGAAGCGCUGGAUCGUGUGAAGUCCUCAUAACCUGAGACUGAGCACAAAGUUACACUCUUGCUGUGCCGGGAAGAAACGUCUCUGGUUCAGCUGCCUGUUGCUGGUAAGGAAAAAUAUUUUGGCAAAGGCAAAGCACUUCCUCAGGCGGGUUCUGCCCGCGCUGUGGGUCCAGCCAGUCAUGCGCUUGAAGGCAAGUUGGCAGCAGAAAGCGAGAAUGGGCUUCAUGGUAGCAUGGGAAGGGAGAAAAGGCAGUGGCUGGCAGGGUGGCAGCACUGUGGGUGCUUGCUUCCCCCGGGCCGUGUGGCGGGCGGCCAGCACCCAUAGGUGCUCAGCCUCACCCUUGCAGCCCUUGCCCUGCUUGUCCUGAGCAGCAGAAGCCACGACACUGUACUUCAGUCUUAAAGUAUAUUAUUAAAAGGGCUAUGAAUAGAGUUGUGCUCAGUCGUAUCUAUUAAAUGUAUUAAAUGCACCGUUCUUGUGCAGCAAUGAGAAUCAAGGUGUAUGUUGCAGGAGGAAAGUCCUCGCUGAUGAGCUGCAGUGUCACUGUGAGUUUUAAUGUCUAUUUCUCCUCCUGCUCUUUUUUUUUUUUUUUUUAAAUCCUUUUUGACCAACAAACUAAUGCUGAAGAGCAGAGUGCAGCCGAACCUCAGCAUCGCCAUGCUGAUGACGCACAGGCACUGUGACAUCAUACCUUCCCAGCUGGGUGUGGCAGCCCUCGUCGGUGGCGCCGGAGGGAGGCUGGGACCAGGAGAGAGCAAGUGCCAAAGGGAAUGGAGGAGGAGGAGGAGAGGGGUGGAAGAAGUGUCCUGUAAACCUUUUCUUGAACACGAAUGGCUUUUGUGGCGCAUCGGGGGGUGCUUUGGUGGGUUUUAUCUUUAAAAAAGGGAAUUCACAGCAUGGGUUUGAAUUCACGUCAUUGUUCGCUAGUUGGCUGCCCCCCAUCCCCCAGCUGUGCCUUCUGCCUAAAGGUGCGGAGGGGGGAGUAAAGGAUUUGGUUGCUGCAAGUGGUAAAUACCUCCUUUAAGUUAAAGGAGCACUUGGGAAGGGGAGCAGGAGGAGGGUUAUUGGUGGCGUGGCAAGGGAUGAGCAGCUGCAAUCACGCCCUGGGUGUUAGGUGCUUCACGCUGGGGCGGGGUAGAUGCUCAGCUGAGGGCUUCUGCUUGUACAGAUGAGAAACCAUAAGCCAACUUGAGUGGGCAAUGAUGCAGUCUUCAAACAUCAGGCUGGUUGUUCCAUACGGCCUCAAGUCCCUGCUUGAGGGGGUGAGCCGGGCUGCCAUGCAAAACAACCCGGACGACAUCACUGAGUUUCUUGCGCUCUAUUUCCAAGAUCUCGUCACCUUUCGAAAAGGGAAUCCAAAUCUGGAUAUAACAGAACUGGUUGAAAAGUUUGAGCUUGUUAAUGGUGCUCAUGUAUUGCCAUUGUGUGCUUUUUACCUUGCAGGAAAUGGGAAUGAGAGAUUGGAAGAGAAGACAUUAGAGUACACGGAUACUUUGUUUUCUCGGGAGCCCAAGCAGAGGGACAAGUGUACUGACACAGAGGAAGACCAGCUCCUUGAAGAACCUGAUAUUCAGUAUAGCUCCAGAGUAACUCAAUACCCAUCAGUUGCCAGUUCCAUUGUAGAGAGCAAGUUCCCCCCUGGAUCUGAUGGAGCUUCAUCCCCUGAGGGAUCUGAACUGCUGUAUGUCCCUGCUGAGCCUGCCCAGCUUGCUGCCCAUGUGCUAGGUAAUGGUAGCUCUCUUUAUUGUGUGAGGGAUGUGGCAACCAGUGUGCAGACACUUUAUGAAGACUCUCAGAUCUCAGAGAAUGAGUUUACACCAGUAGAAGGUGGUGAUGAAGAUGAUUCUGCUGUCCCAGCAGCUGAGGCUUCUGUAGUGGCUCCUAGGUCACAACCAGGAGCGUGGAGUCCAUCCUCCAUAGCUAGAGAACUGGGUCCCUCAGACAGCCAGGCUGGUGUCUCAACAGAUGGUGUAAAUCAAGCUUCCUUGGUCACCUUGUGGGAAGAACCAUCACUUUUUUCACCACCACCAUCACCUGCUCCUAAGGAUCCGUUGCAGGCUGUGCCUUCCUGCAAGGAAGCUGAGGUUACCUCAACCACUGAGGCUGUAUCACUGGUUUGGAAUGAGGAGCUGAUUGCGGAUGCAGAGGUUCCACCUUAUGUAGAGCAGUUUCCACAGAAAAUAACCAUUCCCUUUGUAGACCAAACAGCUUAUCUGUUAAGGAUUGAGCUGCCAUUAAACGCAGGCCAGGGCUCAAGUGCUACAGCCUUAGAUGCAUCUGCUGGUGACUUAGUGUGCCAUCCUGAGAGAGCGGAACCUACAGCAGAAGUGGAGUCCACUGAGCAAGUGUAUGUCUUGUCAGGUAAGAAAAUUUGGGUCUUUGUCAUCUUCCUGUUGCAGCUCCACAGCUUCAUCAGUGGUCAUUAAAUGGAAAAGCACCUAUGUCAGUGCAA